This is a messenger RNA of Ambispora gerdemannii, 2491 nucleotides long. The record is from the annotation of a GenBank genome assembly. Lineage: Eukaryota; Fungi; Glomeromycota; Glomeromycetes; Archaeosporales; Ambisporaceae.
AUGUCAUCAUCACAAGAAGCCAGAAUCUUUUUAUCAAAGAUUUUUUCAAAUGAAGAUGAUAAGGAUGAUAAUGAUGAUAAUGGUGAUCAUAGUCGAAAACGAGCAUUUGUGACAUUAACAUAUGCGCAAAGUUUGGACGCUAAAAUUGCAGGUCGAGGUGGCAAGAAAUUGGUGAUAAGCGGACAUGAAUCGAUGAUCAUGACACAUCGGAUGCGAACCUUACAUGAUGGUAUUUUGGUAGGGAUAGGCACCAUAUUUAGUGAUGAUCCUAGAUUAACAGCAAGAUUAAUCGACCCAGACGAAGAAAAAACGGUGGUACAACCACAACCAAUAAUUUUAGAUUCGUCUUUGCGGUUUCCACUUUCAGCUCGAUUAUUAAAGCAAAUAAAAAAAGAAGUUGGAGAUGAUAGUAUUAAAUCUCCUUGGAUAUUUACUAGUGAUAAACAUGACCCGUUGAAAAGGGAGUCAUUAGAGCAAGCAGGUGCCAAAGUAUUCGUCAUUGAGACAGAUCCAAAAAAUGGACAUCUUUCCCUAGCUCACCUAUUAACAACUCUUAGCUCUGCGCCGCUCUCAUUGACACGUAUCAUGGUAGAAGGCGGCUCAACAAUCAUCAAGUCAUUUUUAUCAAGUGGACUGGUGGACCAACUUGUUGUUACCAUUGCACCAAUCUUCGUUGGUGGUGAUGGGUUAUCGGUUUUUGAUAUUGGGAAAUUGAUUGACAAUAAUAAAGACGAUGAUGCUGCUGAUAGUAAUAAAACUCAGGAAAAGACACUUAAAUUUCCUCUCUGUGAUAAAGUAACGUACAAACAGUUCGGCAAGGAUAUGGUGAUGUCUGCACAAUUAACCUAUAAUCAAAAUGAAUUACCCAAAAAUGAAGAAUUUUUGGAAAAAUCAAUGAUUCUGACAAAGAAUCUUUACGAUGAAUUAUUAUCAUCAUCGAAAGAAGAAAAAGACCUGAAUUCGAAUUAUUUGGAAUUGAUCAUGUGGAUAUUGAGAAUGAUUAGAAAUUUUGUUGCUGAAAUAGAGGAAAAUCAAAAUUAUGCAAUGAAAUACGAAUGGCAUAAGAUUAUCGAAGAAAUCUUAGUUUAUUGUACCUCAAAUCUUUAUCAACAACCAAAUCAACAAACGCUAUUAUUGAAUAUAACAAGAUCAGGUACACAAGCAUUAUCAAAUAUAAUUACUGGUAAUUCGAGUGCGCAAAAAAUUAUCUGGGAUGAACUAUUAUUAUUGUCGUCUUUGAAAGAUAAAGAAAAAGUGGAAUCUUUUAAUGAAGAUUUAUUAAGUAAGUUAGCUUCUUGCGGCGAUGACAUUGUACUAUUAAGUACACUCGUGCUAGUUUUCAAUACGAUGCAUGAUAAUGAAUCACGGUGUAAAGCAUUAAUAGAAUCAAGCGUUGGCGCUCGAUUACUGAAAAUAAUUUUACAUGAAGCUGGAUCUUCUAUUAACGAGGCGGGUGUUAAAGGAGAAAAAGAAGCAAAGAAAAGCUUUGAAUUAAUAUAUGCAUUGAUAUCCAGAAUAAUAGAAUUAGAUCUUUUCCCGCUACUUUUUGAGAAAUUAUAUGAUUCGGAAGAAGCAAAAACUAAUGGACUUACGCAGAAUCAAAUAGUUCUUUUGAAAUUACUCUAUUCUAAACUCUUUAACGAUAAUUCGCCAUUAUUAUUAUCAACAUUAUCACAAGCAUGCUCUUAUCUUGUUCGUCUAUUCAAUUCAAUUACACCUGAAAUUAUUAAGGAGAUGGAAGCUAUAAAGAAUCAACAAUCAGUGAUCUAUGAUAACAAUACUAGCAUUUUUACUGAUACCCUGACAGCAGAACUUAAGUCUGAGGAUGAUACAAUAUCAACAAGAAGAAUCACCUGUUUGAGGCUCUUGUUAAAUAUUAUUGGAGAUUCGAGUCAAUUUAUAGAUGAUGAAAUAAACGAAGAGGAUGAUUACGACAAUAAUGGAAAUAUUCGAGAAUAUUUGUUCAAGAAUGGAAUCCUUGCUAAUCUGGCAUACGAAAAUAGAAUUGUACAAGAUGAGGUAAGAAGAUUAGGAGGUAUUCAAUUGAUCUUGAAUCAAUGUAACAUCGACGACAACAAUCCAUUUCUACGAGAACAAUCAAUAUUCGCAAUCCGAAAUCUACUAUACCAAAACUCAGAAAAUCAAAAACUCGUCGGUGAGCUUACACCGAUCCGUGCUGUACAAAGUGAGGUGCUUGACGAUUUGGGUAUUAGUGCAAAGAUUGUUGAUGGUGAUGAAAAUGAUUUCUUUCGUUCAAAUACUAAUACAAGUAAAUCAGAAGAGCAAAUAGACCCAUUUAGUGCUGGCUAUAAAACUCCAAACAAAGACCAAAUAUUGAAAGAACCAAUAAUUAUCGACGAAUUUUCAAUGAAAAUACAACCAAUUCGCGACGAAUCAUCAACGAAAGAACCAAUAAUUAUCGAUGAAUCUUCAAAGAAAAUACAACUAAUUAGCGACGAAUCUUCAACGAAAAAACCAAUAAUUAUAAUUA